AUGCUGCCACAAGGCCGCGGCGACGGCGUUCGUCCUCCGGCCUGCACGCCUUAUAAGGGCGUAAAUACACGAUACCGUAGUGAAGCCAAACGGCACCUCCUGCUGUGGUAUGAUAGCACCGACUCUUACGGGAAGUUCGACGACCAGCAUAAAAAAAGGACACAGGCUAGCAGAGGCCAGGCACAAUUGGGCAGCGCCGGUCGGAUUGGCGAAACGAUACGCGGAAGCGGGCGAAGCGUUGCGGCUCGCGCCACGCUAUCGGUCGCCAUCGGUAUCUGGCCGCGUUAUCGCGCGGGCACCUCGACGAAGGUCUGCCGGAGGUCACGCGCUGACGUCACGCUGAUAACGAUUUGCGCGGUGACCUUGUCGCGCGCGCCGAAUCUCAAGGUUGCCGCUAUUUGUACAGUC
Molecule: messenger RNA, 408 nt
Organism: Iphiclides podalirius (scarce swallowtail)
Lineage: Eukaryota; Metazoa; Arthropoda; Insecta; Lepidoptera; Papilionidae
Source: the annotation of a GenBank genome assembly